UGUUAAAUUGAAUCCAAACUUUUGAUACAGUAAACUUGCAAUCUCUCUCUCUCUCUCUAUCUCUCUCUCUAAAAUGCACGUUCUGUGCUCUUUCUUCCGAUGACGUUCUUCUCCAAUACUUCCCCUCAUUGAUCUUCUUCUCCAAUACUUCCCCUCAUCGAUUGCUAGAUCCUUCAUUGAUUCGUUUUCCCCUAAAAUUAACACCACCGCAUUCCAAAUCUGAGGAUUAUUCAUUGUUUAACACCUCGUCUCAUUACCGCCUCCAAAUCCAGAUCCAACUGUCAUCAUCGAUAAUCAUCAAUCGAUAAAUCCUGAAACGAUCCAGGCUUGAUUAUCUUCAAUCAUCAAAAAGAUGAAGGUGUGAUGUGGUUGGGGUUCAAGGCGUCAAAGACGUUUAGUUCUCCUUCCUCUUUCGUCUGUGACGAAGUUGUGAUUUUGAUUUAGACGACUGACGCAAUUGUGGCACACUUCGUUUAAUUUCUAUGGCGGUUCUUCAGGCAUGGUUCGUGGAUGAUAGCCAUGAAGAUCCACAGUUUCCUCAUCAUCGCAAUCCCUAUGAGUUCGUCUCCCCGGAUCACUUAGCAGAAUUGGGCGUUUUGCACUGGAAGCUACCAGAUGCUACAAUUACGUGGAUUUGCUGGAUUUAUGCCCUGAGAAAGUUGAGAAUUAUGAGCAAAAGCUGAAGAACUUCUAUACAGAACACGUUCAUGCAGAUGAAGAGAUACGUUACUGCAUGGAAGGGAGUGGGUAUUUUGAUGUCAGGGAUAAAGAUGAUCGUUGGAUUCGUAUUUGGAUAAAGGCUGGUGAUCUUAUCAUCUUGCCUGCAGGUAUAUACCAUCGCUUCACCAUCGACACCUCCAAUUAUAUCAAUUAUUGGGCUAAAUGAUUUGACUGCUCAAGUCAGCAGACUAAAAUUUGAGUAUACAACACUCACUGAAGAAUCCCGUGAGAUUUCAGCGCUAUGAAGGGGGCUAACUAUCCCUGAUUGGAGCUUUUUUCAUGGACUUUCUAGUAUAUUAAAGAUUUUGAAGAAUUUUUGGAAAAUAUUGAUGAGAUGAAAAGCGAUAAAUUGAAGAAAAUAUGGAAAUCUUGAUAUGAAGAAAUGAUAACACUAUGAAUCUUUGUAGUUUUUUUUUUAUAUUUUAUUUUGUAUCGAGUUAAAUACUUGUAGUAUUAUGUUUAUAGAUUGAUUAAUAAAAAUGAGA
Lactuca virosa is the source of this 1205-nucleotide messenger RNA. NCBI's taxonomy places the organism in Eukaryota, Viridiplantae, Streptophyta, Magnoliopsida, Asterales, Asteraceae. The record is from the annotation of a GenBank genome assembly.